UUCUCACGGUCAUCAUGGCGGCCUUGUCAAGCGAGGUGAUCGCGCAAAGUUUUUCAAUUACUAGCAAGCGCCGUUGUAAGGAAAAGUGAUGUCUGUUGUUGCUCAUGUUACUGAUGCAGGUGAGCCACCUGAAGCCUGUAAAGUUGAAAAUGUGAAAGACUGUUCAGUUCUUUCUCAAAACACUACAUCUGAUCCAGAAAAUGAAGAGGCGAUAUUAAUAGAGGAGGCAACAAGUGGUGUAGUCGAGAACAAUGAUGUCACACAGAAGAUCAAAGUUCUUACGGAACAUCAGAUUUCUAUGGAUUUUGAGCACGAUGUUAGUCGAAAUGAAUAUGAUCAAGAUAAAACAUGUGAUAAAAACUUGUUAAACUCAAAAUUGAGUGUUCAGAAAGAGGGCUCUAAUUAUGUUUGCGAGCUUAAUAGUAGGAGCACUCAAGAACAAACGUCUCAAGAUCAGGAAGAAAUGGACGAGAUCCGCGAGAACUAUUUUCAUCAAGAAGAAAAGGAAGGUGUUAAUGAUUCAAAACCAAAAAGUUGCGGCGAGGAAGCCGAUGACACCAUAGAAGGAAUGGAAUCAGAUGAUACUCACAGGUACUUUGCAGUUCAUUAUAACUUUAAUAUUGUACCACAACAAGUAACAGGAGCUUGGGAAGACUUCAGUAGCUCAGCUUCAAACUUUCUCAAGGGCUGCAAAUGGUCUCCUGAUGGUGCGUGUUUACUGACAAACAGUGAUGACAACACCCUCAGGAUAUUUAACCUUCCUACAGAAUUGUACAGUGGGAAUGCUGUGCAAGGUUUAUCAGAAAUGGUAUCAGUGUUACAAAUGCAGGAGGGAGAGACAGUUUAUGACUACUGUUGGUAUCCAUUUAUGUCAUCCCUUGAUCCUGACACUUGCUGUUUCCUGAGCAGCAGCCGUGACCAUCCUCUCCACAUGUGGGAUGCUUUUACAGGAGCAAUAAGAUGCACCUACAGAACUUACAAUCACUUGGAUGAGGUGGUUUCAGCAAAUUGUGUGUCAUUCAACCUGGAUGGCAGUCAAAUCUAUUGCGGCUUCAACAAGAUGGUCAGAGUUUUUGAUACAACAAGACCUGGGAGAGACUUUCAGGAAAGACAAACCACAGUUAAAAAGGAAGGCCAGGGUGGAAUCAUCUCCUGUAUUGCAUUCAGUCCUGACAGUUCUGGAAUGUAUGCUUUGGGAUCUUACUCAAAGUCAGUUGGUGUUUACUCCGAUACAGAUGGUGAGCUAAUUUUUCUACUCCAAGGACAGCAGGGUGGAAUCACCCAUGUUAUGUUCUCUCCUGAUGGGACAAAGAUCUACAGUGGUGGCAGGAAGGAUAAUGAAAUUCUUUGUUGGGAUGUAAGAAAUCCUGGAAAAGUUCUGUACUCCAUGAUACGCUCAGUGGAUACAAAUCAGAGAGUUUAUUUUGACAUUGACAGAUCUGGGCAAUACAUAAUUUCUGGAAAUGGUGAUGGUAUUGUCACUGUCUGGGAUUCAACUACUUCCCCAGUUGAUGAUAGCUCAACAACAGAAGCUAUAUUACAACCUGUCAUGACAUUUGUUGGACAUGGAGACUUGAUAAAUGGAGCCUGUUUCCAUCCCAGUCUCCCUCUUCUGGCCACAACCUCAGGACAACGUCACUUUGAAGAGCCUGGGAAUGACAGUGAUGAUGAAAAUGCAAUAGACCAAGAAAUGAAGAUUCAAGGUGAUAACUCACUGCGAAUCUGGGCAGCUGGUGAACAGGAAGUGACUGUUGAAGUGGGUUAACAAAUUAAUAGAGUACCACGGGUAAUGUCAGUAAAUAAUGUCUCUUUUCAAGGGAGCAUACACAGUAUGGUAUGAUAUGGAUAUGGAUGUACAAGGAGUGCUUUAAGGUGACAAUGG
This is a messenger RNA of Pocillopora verrucosa, 1882 nucleotides long. Its product is annotated as telomerase Cajal body protein 1. The record is from RefSeq and is a predicted model, not a curated record. Gene Ontology annotation, molecular function: RNA binding; protein binding. Gene Ontology annotation, biological process: Cajal body organization. Gene Ontology annotation, cellular component: Cajal body. NCBI's taxonomy places the organism in Eukaryota, Metazoa, Cnidaria, Anthozoa, Scleractinia, Pocilloporidae.